This is a messenger RNA of Pungitius pungitius (ninespine stickleback), 2241 nucleotides long. RefSeq names its product serpin peptidase inhibitor, clade F (alpha-2 antiplasmin, pigment epithelium derived factor), member 1 (gene serpinf1). The transcript has 8 exons. Gene Ontology annotation, molecular function: serine-type endopeptidase inhibitor activity. Gene Ontology annotation, biological process: negative regulation of endopeptidase activity; negative regulation of angiogenesis. NCBI's taxonomy places the organism in Eukaryota, Metazoa, Chordata, Actinopteri, Perciformes, Gasterosteidae. The record is from RefSeq and is a predicted model, not a curated record. Bases 419 to 1651 code for a protein of 410 amino acids.
AAGGUGCAGGUUGUAUCUCAGCUUCUUAGAAUUACAAUGAUCCUUGAGGACAAUCAAGGACCCAAGGACUAGGUUCUUGGGAUUCCAGGGAGUUUCUGAAGAGGUUCUGGCUCCAUCAACCAGCGGGAUCGAUUGUGAGAUGAUGAAUCUAAAUACUGCAUCGUCGGAAUGAAGACGGCCACAUCCUUCAGUGCAGAACACGGAGCACGAGCACUUCCUGUCGGGCUUGCGCGCCUCCGUCGCUCGGACGCAGAGGCAGUGCGCGUGUCCGCGUUGAAGGGCUCGUGUCAUCUGCAGCGAGGGAGACGUUCGGGAGCUGCGGAGAGAACAGUGUUGCUUCGACAUUGGAUGUGAUUGAAUAACACAACUUCAGAAAAGAGGUCGACGGCGUCCUGGUCGGAAGCACUCAGACGUCUCCAUGUCUUUGUUGUGCAGGAUGAAGCGAGCCGCCUCCCUGCUGCUGCUGCUGGGCGGCGCUCUGAGCGUCUGUCGGGCUCAGCCGGACGCGGGAGGCGAGGAGACGGCCGGCGAGGAGGAGCACGUGGAGCUCUUCACCACGCCAGCCGCCAAGAUGGCCGCCGCCACCUCAGACUUCGGCUACAACCUGUUCCGCGCCCUGGCGAGCCGCGAGGCCGCCGCCAACGUCUUCCUGGCCCCCGUCAGUGUGUCGGCGGCGCUGACGCAGCUCUCUAUGGGUGGGUCUGAGCAGGCUCAAAGGCAGCUGUUCAGGGCUCUGAGGUACCACACCCUGCAGGACCCUCAGCUCCACAACACCCUGAAAGACCUGCUGGUCGCCGUCAGGACGCCUGGAAAAGGCCUGAGCACGGCCGCUCGCAUCUACAUGGCAAGACGACGUCUGAAGCAGGACUUCUUCUCGCUCGUGGAGCAGCAGUACGGAGUCCGUCCGAAGGUGCUGCUGGGAGGGAACAAAGACGUGAAGGAAAUCAGCGACUGGGUGGCUCGGGAGACCGGCGGGAAGGUGCAGCGCCUCUUGGAAAAGCCCCUACCCUCGAACUCCGGAGUGAACCUCGUGAGUGCCGCUUACUUCAAAGGGAAGUGGGUGACUCGCUUCGGACAGAGCGGAGCCAUGGAGAACUUCCAGGUGGACGGCGGGGCACCCGUCCGUGUUCCCAUGAUGCAACAGGACAACUACCCGGUGAAGAUGGGCGUUGACUCAGAUCUGAGAUGCACGAUUGCUCAGAUUCCAAUGCAGGACGACAUCAGCAUGUUCAUCUUCCUGCCAGAUGACGUGACCUCCAACAUGACCGCGUUGGAGGAGAGUCUGACUGCCGAGUUCGUCCAGGACCUCUCCAUGACGCUGCACCCUGCCCAAGUGUCCCUCUCUCUGCCUGACCUGAAGCUCAGCUACUCCACUGAUCUUCUGCCGCUGCUGGGCGACCUGGGUCUUUCUGAAUGGCUAGCGAAUACGGACCUGGAGAAGAUCUCAAAUCAGCGCCUCAAGCUCAGCAGCGUCAAACACAAGGUUGUCAUGGAGACGGCGCCUGAGGGUAACAAGUACCCCGGUGCCGCCUCCGUAACUCCCCUGUCCUAUCGGGUGGACCGGCCCUUCCUCUACCUGAUCCGCGAUGAGGCAUCGGGGGCCAUGCUCUUCAUCGGCAGGGUGGUCAACCCCAAGGACCUGACCAUAUAACACAACCAGUACUGUGCUUCUAUCUGUGUGAGGACAAUCACCCCCUACGGACCCCCCUCUGCCCAACCCCAACCACCCUAAACGCCUAACUCCAACUCUGAAUCGCUUGAUUACACCUAAUUCAAAUGUGAACCUUAAAACCAAGUCUGAACACCCAAAAAAGUCCUCACUCUCAAGGUCUAAAUUGUGGUUCUCACAUACUCCAAAAUACUUGCACUUCUCUUGACUACAACACAUUCUUUGACAUCACACUAACCGUAUCCCAAACCUAAUUAGUCUGAAUCCUCAUAUAAGCCGUUGAAUUGAGGUCCUGUCAAAAUAUCCUUACUUUCCAGAAAGGUCCUCACAUGGUCUACUACAGUGUAGUCCUCACAAGGCUACAUGUACAAGUACACACACACUCUUAGCAGGUCUAGGAGGGAUUUCAGGCUUUGCAUUUCCGGUGGCAGAUAUAUGCAAGUAUAUUUGAGUUUUCAUAUUUCCUUUUUACACACAGAAAAUAAUCAGAGUAAGCAAAAGUAUUUUCUGUUCAAUACGGAAGAAAAUAUUGUAAUUUCUGUCAGUAGAAAUAAAACGAUAGUGAAACAAAA